UUACACGAGGGUGGGAGCGCAGAGAAGAUGCGCGUUCUUCCACUGUUCCUUAGCCGAUGGUCCUCUCUUCGGUACUUCUUCUCUUCGCUACUAAGACACCAGACGGUAAAGCUGCAUUCAUGUUUAGCCAGUGGAGCCCCUGCAUCUACCAGUAGAGACCUAGUAGAGUCUAACACCAAGGAAAAAGACUGUUCCGAGAGGCGGCCUACUAAUAACAGUGAAGCUCCUCAGGGGAAGAAAGAAGGGCCGUGGAGACCUCUGAAAAGACUGAGUCGGGAGGAGAUGAACCACAUGAGGUCGCUCAAGGAGCUCCAGCCUGAGGAGUGGACCAAUGGGAAACUGGCAAGAGUGUUUGGGGUGAGCGGCUCGGCCGUGAGGCGGAUUCUGAGGAGCAGGUUUGAGCCGAGCAGUGAGGUGGAGGCGAGACAGGAGAGGAGGGCAGAGGAGCUGAAGAGGAUAAGGAAGGAGAGACUGUCGGCUGGUGUGCACACUACUCCAAGACUAGAGCGGAGUCAGAAGCUAUAUAGAGCACAUGAGGGGCUGACCUUGACUGUGGCAGAGUCCAGAGAGGACCAGGUAGACCUGGAGAGCCAGCAGGACAGCAGAGAGGGCCACUCCAUCGUUGAGAACCAUAGCCAGAGGGAGCCACAGUGCCACUAACACUGGGACCAUCACCAACUGUACUGAUACUGGGAGACUCACCACCUCUCCACCAACCCUCUUCAAACUAACAUCUUCAACUUUCUCCGACUCAACAUCUUGAAGUUUGAAACCGUCACCUUUCUUCAAGCUAGCAGUAUCACC
Molecule: messenger RNA, 804 nt
Organism: Geodia barretti
Lineage: Eukaryota; Metazoa; Porifera; Demospongiae; Tetractinellida; Geodiidae
Source: the annotation of a GenBank genome assembly